AUGGCUUCAGAUAAGGAAAUUAAGAGAGAGAAAUUCUUGAGCGUUUUCCCUAAGUUAGUGGAAGAAUUGAACGCAUCGCUUUUGGCUUAUGGUAUGCCAAAGGAAGCAUGUGACUGGUAUGCGCACUCUUUGAACUACAACACUCCAGGUGGUAAGUUGAAUAGAGGAUUGUCUGUCGUGGACACGUAUGCCAUUCUCUCUAACAAGACUGUUGAUCAAUUAAAGCAAGACGAAUACGAAAAAGUUGCCAUUCUGGGCUGGUGCAUUGAGUUGUUACAAGCUUACUUCUUGGUUGCCGAUGACAUGAUGGAUAAGUCUAUAACUAGAAGAGGCCAACCAUGUUGGUACAAAGUUCCUGAAGUUGGGGAAAUUGCCAUCAACGACGCGUUCAUGUUAGAAGCAGCUAUCUACAAGCUGUUGAAAUCGCACUUCAGGAACGAGAAAUACUACAUAGAUGUCACCGAAUUGUUCCAUGAGGUCACCUUCCAAACUGAAUUGGGCCAAUUGAUGGACUUGAUCACUGCACCUGAAGACAAAGUCGACUUGAGCAAGUUCUCCUUGAAGAAGCACUCCUUCAUAGUGACUUUCAAGACCGCUUACUAUUCAUUCUACUUGCCAGUUGCUUUAGCCAUGUACGUUGCUGGCAUCACCGAUGAAAAGGACUUGCAACAAGCCAAGGAUGUCUUGAUUCCAUUGGGUGAAUACUUCCAAAUUCAAGACGACUACUUGGAUUGUUUCGGUACCCCAGAACAAAUUGGUAAGAUCGGUACCGACAUUCAGGAUAACAAAUGUUCCUGGGUUAUUAACAAGGCUUUAGAACUUGCUUCUGCAGAACAAAGAAAGACUUUGGACGAAAAUUACGGUAAGAAGGACUCAGUCGCAGAGGCCAGGUGUAGACAGAUUUUCAAUGACUUGAAAAUCGACCAACUCUACCAAGAAUAUGAAGAAACUAUUGCUAAAGAGUUAAAGGUUAAAAUCUCUCAAGUCGAUGAGUCUCGUGGCUUCAAGGCUGAUGUCUUGACUGCGUUCUUGAACAAAGUCUACAAGAGAAGCAAAUAA
Molecule: messenger RNA, 1059 nt
Organism: Saccharomyces mikatae IFO 1815
Lineage: Eukaryota; Fungi; Ascomycota; Saccharomycetes; Saccharomycetales; Saccharomycetaceae
Gene: ERG20
Product: bifunctional (2E,6E)-farnesyl diphosphate synthase/dimethylallyltranstransferase
Exons: 1
Coding region: 1-1059 (352 amino acids)
Biological process (GO): trans, trans-farnesyl diphosphate biosynthetic process
Cellular component (GO): cytoplasm
Molecular function (GO): (2E,6E)-farnesyl diphosphate synthase activity; dimethylallyltranstransferase activity
Source: RefSeq, a predicted model, not a curated record